This is a messenger RNA of Zingiber officinale, 1953 nucleotides long. RefSeq lists its product as uncharacterized. The coding region runs from base 1 to 1953 and encodes 650 amino acids. The transcript has 5 exons. Lineage: Eukaryota; Viridiplantae; Streptophyta; Magnoliopsida; Zingiberales; Zingiberaceae. The record is from RefSeq and is a predicted model, not a curated record.
AUGAACCAUUUGCAUAGGAUUAUUGAAAUAGGAGAUGUUCAGUGUGUGUUGAACUUGAGGAUGAAUCAGAACACAUUUGCACGAUUGUGUUACUUGUUAACUCAUGUUGGAGGGCUCGUAGAGUCUAGAUAUGUCUGCAUUGAAGAGAAGGUCGCAAUGUUUCUAUCUAUAUUGGCUCAUCACAAGAAAAAUAGAGUUGCUGGUCAUGACUAUAUACGUAGUGGACACACAAUUAGCACUCAUUUCCAUGAAGUUCUGCGAUCAAUUCUGUUGCUACAUCCUAUAUUGCUGGUUAAACCCUCCCCUGUCGAUCACAGUUGCACCAACGAACCUUGGAAAUGGUUCAAGGGAUGUCUCGGUGCAUUGGAUGGAACGUAUGUCAAUGUUCAUGUACCCAGCUUAGAGAAGGGGAAAUACAUAACAAGAAAAGGUACUAUUGCAGUCAAUGUUCUUGGGGUUUGCGACAAGGACAUGAAUUUCGUUUACGCACUUAUUGGGUGGGAGGGAUCUGCAGCAGAUGCUAGAGUUCUACGUGAUGCAUUGACCCGUGAUGAUACACUCAAAGUUCCAAGAGGCCAUUAUUAUUUGUGUGACAAUGGAUAUGCCAAUGUCGAGGGAUUCUUGACUCCUUAUAGGCGAGUACGAUAUCAUAGAGAUGCUUGGGGAAACCGUGCAGUCGGUCCACAAAAUUAUAAGGAGCUAUUCAAUUGGAGACACUCUCAAGCUCGUAAUGUGAUUGAAAGAGCCUUUGGUUUAUUGAAAAAGAGAUGGGCCAUACUUCGAAGUCCAUCAUUCUAUCCACUGAAAACACAAAACAGAAUCAUAUUGGCUUGUAUGUUGUUACACAACUUCAUCCGGUCUGAAAUGCCCGAUGAUCCCAUUGAGGAAGUUAAUGAUGAGGUAGUCAGUCCGACCCAUGAGAUAGAAGAAGAUUUCAUCAACAAUUUCGACGCAUCUGAUGACUGGGAUAUAUGGAGAGAAAAUCUGGAUAUCGACAACUUCAUAAGCAUGGAAAAUGGAGCAACAUCGCAGAAUUGUGCAGGCAAAGGUAAGAAAACAGAUAAAACGAGACGUGGUUGGAGUGAACGUGAGGAAGAGGUUUUAAUACAAGCAUUAAAAGAGGCUAUCACCGAAGGUUGGAAAAGUUGUAAUGGAUUUCGAGCAGGGUACUUGGGUUUCUUGGAACGUCGGAUGAAGGCAGCAUUUCCGGAGACAAACUUACGUGGUAACCCACAUAUUAACUCUAAAGUGCAUGUGUGGAAGAAAAUGUAUGGCAAUUUGGUGACAAUAUUAAGUAAAAGUGGAGUAGGAUGGAAUGACACCGAGAAAACCAUUGAAGCUUCGAAUGAGACAUGGGAUGCACUUAUUAUGGUGGACAACAAUGCACGUGCCAUGAAACACAAGAGGUGGACAUAUUACAAUGACUGGUGUGAAAUUUUUGGAAAUGACCGAGCAACAGGCGAGAAUUCUGAGCACUUCACUUCUGCAGUUCAGGAUGUCCUUAAUAAAAUGAAUGUUGAAGUACCUAACAGCAUAGGUAUGAACCUUGAAGACCUAUUUCCUUUGGACGAGGGAGCUGCUGAGUCGAUGUUCGUAUCUGUCACACCAUCAUCCAAACCAACAGCAAGUGUGCAAUCGAAGGGUAAAAAACGGAAGCAAGUGGAUGACGGUGAUGAUGCAAUAGUGGAAGCCAUAAACAAUUUCGCAGACAUAACCAAAAAUACAAUGAUGGAACUCAUCAAACAAUUAGCAACAGAAGCAUCUGACGAGAAGAUGUCUAUCGCACAAGACAAAGUUUUAGAUGCCAUGGAAAAAAUUUCAGAACUGACGGAGGACGAGAAAGUGAGUGUUACUGAGUUAUUGGUGGACAACCAUAAUAAAUUAUCACUUUUCUUACAUUUGGGUCAUGGCGGAAGAUUGAGCUUAGCGAGGAAGCUGCUUAGAGGAGGCUAA